Messenger RNA from Trypanosoma grayi, 1995 nucleotides. RefSeq lists its product as hypothetical. The transcript has a single exon. The record is from RefSeq and is a predicted model, not a curated record. Gene Ontology annotation, molecular function: protein binding. Lineage: Eukaryota; Euglenozoa; Kinetoplastea; Trypanosomatida; Trypanosomatidae. The coding region runs from base 1 to 1995 and encodes 664 amino acids.
AUGAGAAGGUACGCUUUCGGUGGAAAGGGUGGUAGUGUGGUACACAUUGCUGCUUCUGGCUCAUUUCAUGGGUUUUCUCGGCUGGCCGUAGGUCCUCUAAAAGGACAAUCCGAUGCAUCCCAAUUCUUGAACUAUACAGCUACACUGUUUCAGCAGCGUCACUAUGCCAUUGGGGCAAAUAAGGUACUUCAAUUACGAAAUAUUACUGAGAAUACGCUUGCUGACACCCCUUCUGGGUACAUACAAGACCCCGCAAAUCAUCCAAAACAAAUGGUUACUUACCAGAGGUUAUCUUCUGAGGCCCAGGCUGCCCUUGAUGCAUUGGAACGUGAAGAAGAUCUAAUGCAACGUGAUGAACUAGCCUACAGUGGUUACACUACCAUACCUAUUCAGGAAUGGAAAGAAGUCGUUCUUAAUAGUCGCAGCACACAACAAGAGCUCGAGACGGCUUGCGAUGGGCUCCAGCAAGCUCUCAGAGAGUUGGUGGGGCAGAUUGGAUCUACGGUUGAAAAAAGGUCAACCCGGCACACCUUGCAUUCGCUUCUUGACGAAGAUAGGAAGACGGUGAAUGAUGAUGUAUCUAGUGAUCCUAUUGUAGUUAGUGAGGAUGAUUGCAAUCAUGUACGAUACGUCAUUGCGUUGGCAUUGCGAAGGCUGAAUCAAUAUGACAUGGCCGAGAAAAUAUGCAUGGAGAUUCUCUCUUCUGAUCACUCAAACUGCGACGCUUUGGAGUGUCUCAUAGAAAUCUUCACAGGUACCGAACAACCAGAAAAAAUCCAUCUGUUAUUUGACCAGUUGGAAAGGUGGGAUUAUGAAGACGAAGAAAUGAGACCAAAAGACGGAAAGGAUUCUCCUGAUACUACGAUUACCGAAACUGGCGGGAACAAACUCAAGCUGGUUGAAAUGACAAUGGUUCUUCUUACAGAUGUGAUAAUAGAGGCAGCUUCAUUGCACUACGUGGAGCAUGGAGAAGGUUCGACAUCACGCUACUUUCUCGAAGUCCUUUCUUCAAUCUCUCGCUCCGUAGGGCCGAGAUAUACAUCACUGCUUAUAGAGUCUCUCUUUCGAGCCCUAGAUGAACAGCACUUUGCUGCGCGUUUCAACACUUGUUCCAAUAAAGAAACUGAAAAUACAAUCGGAUUGGUUAUCAGUUUUCUGAAAAUGCUCUUGGCGAGGGAUAUGUGGGAGUUAUCGGAAGACCCUGUAAGGUUCGAAUUUCAUCUCCUUUCUAAGCUCCAUGCUGCACUUCGGUUUAACGGACGGAAACACGAAAGCUACAAGGUUUGUGAGCGACUCAUAAAGUUGUAUCGGAGUAAGUCUGCAAGGUAUGACAUUUCCACAGAAAAGAGGAAGGUAGAAAAUGAGGAGGGCUUACUUGACGAUCUUGAGCCAGCCUAUAAAACAGCCUUUUUCCAGUAUGUUGAGGAUCGUGCUUUGGACUCACUGGUUGUUGGUAAACGUUUGUGUGUUCAGGCCAUUGAAGAGUUUCCUGACGACGCAUCUCCAUGGGAAACUCUGGCACUUAUAUUGCACAAAGAAGAUCCCAUCAAAGGACUAGAUGAUGCCAUUGUUGCUGCAAAAAAAGCCUUCUCCCUGGACCCUAGAAACCUGCGCAUCAUCCUUACUCUUGCAAACUUUUAUAAAGCCCAAAAACGGUACAACCUUCAUGGGAUAAUGAUGGAUCGUUAUCGACGUUUAGACUACCUUCUUGAGUCUGAGGCAAGUGAGGAAGAGAUCAAUGCUGCUCUUGAAGAGAUAGAAAAUAUAGAUGAAAUGAUCCCUCGUGAGACAGAACCCGAUGAAGUCAGUUUGCAGUCUGCCGCUAUGCAGGAACAUAUGGAACGAAUGGAGGUGGCACAAACAUAUAGCAUGCCAAUUGAUAAGGAAGAACGGCUUUUUGGAAGGCAACCAAUGUCAGUACCCAUGCUAGACCCGUCGAUUAACGCUGAGAAACCGAAAAGAUUGGUGGACAAUGAAAGAGAUCUAUGUGAAUGA